This is a messenger RNA of Acyrthosiphon pisum (pea aphid), 1305 nucleotides long. RefSeq lists its product as uncharacterized. The record is from RefSeq and is a predicted model, not a curated record. The transcript has a single exon. NCBI's taxonomy places the organism in Eukaryota, Metazoa, Arthropoda, Insecta, Hemiptera, Aphididae. Gene Ontology annotation, molecular function: catalytic activity. Bases 1 to 1305 code for a protein of 434 amino acids.
AUGAUUAACUUCUUACAAGUAAAUUUGAAUGGGUGCUGGGCUGCUCAACAGCUACUGGAUCAGACGGCCGCCCAAAAAAACAUCGACGUCCUCAUACUGAGCGAACCAUAUGCAAAGGGACAAGUUGGGGGCAGGAUGUGCCAUAGCCUUGACCAAAAAGCCUCCGUAGGCACCACCCCUGGAACUGGAUUUGUCCAAGACGACUCUGGGUCUGGGAAUGGCUUCGUGUGGAUCAAACUGAACGACCUCAUCGUUUUCAGUUGCUACUGGAGCCCGAACACCACCCUGGCUGAAUAUGAAACUUUCCUGAGGGACCUAGACCAGGCCAUUCGCGCCAGGGGAGACACCAGACUAAUUGUCGCAGGCGACUUCAACGCUUGGAACGAAGAAUGGGGCUCCCGGUCGGACAACCCGAGAGGCGAACUCCUCUCAGACCUGGCGGCGAGCCUUGACCUCAUCCUUGACAACGUUGGAGACACCCCUACCUUCGUUCGGGGGGACGCCACCUCCAUCAUCGACGUCACCUUCUCAAGAGGAGUUGGGGUUCGCGGGUGGUCGGUCCUCGAUGAGCUUAACCUAAGUGAUCAUGCUUAUGUGGCUUUCUCGGUUGACCCUCUCCCGCGAUGGCCUCAAGCUGAUGCACCACCCGGCUUCCAUCAUGGUUGGGCUCUCAAGAAGUUCGACCGCGAAUCUUUCUACCGCCACGUCACCUCGAGGCCCCUCACCCUGAGCCGGGUUGGGGUGGGUGAGGGAAGAAGUCCUGCGGUCAAAGCAGCUGAGUCACUUGACAACUACAUCUUCGAAGCCUGCGACGCUUCAAUGCCCUUGAGAUCCCCACGGCCUGGGGGGAGGAGGCCAAUGUACUGGUGGACCGAUCACAUCGCCGAUCUCAGAUCAAAGGCCCUCUCCCUACGCAGGACCUAUCAGUCUCGCCUCAGAAGAUACGGACCAGACGGGGCAGCCGAGGCGAAGGUCAAUUUUUCAGCAGCUAGGAGAGAUCUAAGAAGAGAGAUCCGAAAAUCAAAGGAACAAGGGUGGAGGGACCUUUGUGCACAAAUCGACAUCGAUCCUUGGGGUCAGCCCUACAAGCUAGUCAUGAAAAAGUUUGGUGACGGCUCCUCUAGACUCGCUUCUAAAGGGCGCGAGAUGGCAAUCGCAGACCAUCUCUUUCCUGCCGCUCCAGUCACCGACUGGGACCUCAUGCCAGAGCCAGCGAUCAGGAACAUCUUAGACAACUUCGACCCCGAUGCUGAUGAGUUGAUAUUUAACAGGGUCAUUCCAGAGUUCACUAUAGAGUAUAGAUGA